This is a messenger RNA of Macrobrachium nipponense, 7401 nucleotides long. Its product is annotated as nuclear transcription factor Y subunit gamma-like. Bases 268 to 1095 code for a protein of 275 amino acids. NCBI's taxonomy places the organism in Eukaryota, Metazoa, Arthropoda, Malacostraca, Decapoda, Palaemonidae. The record is from RefSeq and is a predicted model, not a curated record. The transcript is spliced from 4 exons.
CAGUUUCACCUUUAUAGCACCUCAAGAACCUGUGGUGAGGAGUUUUUCCUUGAUUUGUUUACAAUACUCAUACAACUGUGGUUCAAACAUUCCACAACACUGAUAAAAAUAUGGCACCUGAUAAAAAGAUCUAAAUUUCAAUCUAAAUUUCAGAGUGAAAAUAAACAAAAGUAAAAAAUGCUCCAUAAUAAAAUUCUAAGCUUUCCUUCAACAAUAGUUUGAUCGUAUUACCAUCUAUUAUUAAUUUUCAGGAUUAUCACAAUAAACAUGACAGACACAGAAGCUGAACCUCCUAAUGAAUCUGGAAUCAGAAAAUUCAUACGAGGAAUCCUACCUCACUGGCCUCGUUCAUCAUCACAAGGUGGCAACACACCUAUACAUCACGAAUCUGCCUAUACAGGAAAUGAUGAGACAAACUCAGCGACAAACCAUGAUCUUAAGAGAAAAUCAUCACAGCUGAGAAAUGGUGAUGACUCUGACGACUCUGAUUAUGAAGAGAAUCUUCCAUCAUAUAAACGACAACGUGUUACAGUGUCUGCUAUGAGGCGUCUAUUUGCAAAAUUUACUUUAAGUGACAAGGAUCCUAAAGAGACAGCAACAUCUAUGACGACCACAUAUAGUCAAACUAUUCAAUCCCUCUCUAAGGGUGAGAAAAAUCCUAACCUAACCAUUCCAAAUAAUUCAUCUGAAUAUGAGUUACCUGCACUUCAUCCUCCUUUACCAGAGGAAGAGUUAAGCAACAAGACGUCAAGUAACAGCAACAACAAUGAAGACAGCACUCCAAACAUGAACAAAUGCUCAAAUAAUGCUACAGCAAAACGUGAUACAAUUUCAGAUACAACUGCACAAUCUUCAACUGGGAAACGACAGAAAAUCAAACAUCCCUCUGAAAAGUCAGGACACCAAGACACACAAUUAUCAAACAAGCUAAACAAACCAGAAAAUACAAACAAGCGGCAUGUAGACAUAAGCGACAGUGAAGAUGACGAGAACAAGCAAAGUGGGAAUAAAGUGAAAAGAACCAGAAGACUAAGAAGAGGGCUUAGAUUGUGUACAAAUAUUACUUGCUAUAUAGAACAAGUUAUAUAUAAUUAGCAGGAAAACUAAUGUUUUCUACUAUACUGUAAUAGUAUACUUCACAUAGAGAUUUCAUGUUGCUGCAUCACUGUACUGAACACUUCAAGACCUACCAGUGAAAGUGAAAAAAACUGGCUCUGUUGCAACCUGGAGCUAAUCAAUAUAAAUUAAACUCUGAACCAACAUGCAAUCUAGGAGCUUCCAGGACUGUGAAUUACAGUAAACUGUUAAGAUCAAGAUAGCAACGAAGGAAAUACUAGCAAUAUAAAUGUCAUGUAAACAAUAUAUUGUUGCUGUAUUUUCCUUGAAAUAAGAUAUAUACAUAUAGAGAAAAAGAAUUUUACUAUAAUGAAGAAUGUUUUUAACCCUCUUACGCCGACUGGACGUAUUAUACGUCGACAUUUUUUGUCUCCCGUGUGUCGACUGGACGUAUUUUACGUCGACUUACAAAAGUUUUUUUUUAAAUUCACGGAAAAAUACUUAUAGCGCUACCAACCUAAAACUUUUGAAUCACGCGCCUUGGGGGAUGCUGGGAGUUCACGGAUCAAGGUGUUGUUUUGUUUACAAUCAUUACGCAGGCGCGCAAGCGCGAAUUUCUUUCUUGCCGCACUAAAAAGUAUCUGUGACACAUCUCGGAAAUUAUUUCGUCACUUUGACAUAAUUUUUGUACCAUUUUAAAUUAGCCGUUACAUGAAGUAUUAUAUAUGAAAAUGUGCGCAUUUUUAUGUAGAAUACAACAAUAAAAUACUCAUGAUUGUAGCUUUUAUCAGUUUUGAGAUAUUUUCAUAUAAAUAACAAUAAUUGCCAAAAUUUCAACCUUUGGUCAACUUUGACUCUACCGAAAUGGUCGAAAAACGCAAUUGUAAGCUAAAACUCUUAUAUUUUAGUAAUAUUCAAUCAUUUACCUUAAUUUUGCAACUAAUUGGAAGUCUCUAGCACAAUAUUUUGAUUUAUGGUGAAUUUAUGAAAAACUUUUUCCUUACGUCCGCGCGGUAACUCUUCCGAAAAAAAUCAUACAUGCGAUUGUGGUAAUGUUUGCACCAUUUUAAAAUUAGCCGUUAUAUAAAGUUUUAUAUAUGGAAAUGUGCGCAAUUUUAUGCACAAUACAACUAAAAACAACCCAUGGUUGUAGCUUUUAUCAGUUUUGAGAUAUUUUCAUAUAAAUAACGAUAAUUGCCAAAAUUUCAACCUUCGGUCAACUUUGACUCUACCGAAAUGGUCGAAAAACGCAAUUGUAAGCUAAAACGCUUAUAUUCUAGUAAUAUUCAAGCAUUUACCUUCAUUUUGUAACAAAUUGGAAGUCUCUAGCACAAUAUUUCAAUUUAUGGUGAAUUUAUGAAAAAAAUAACAUUUUCUUUACGUCCGCGCGGUAACUAUUCCGAAAAAAUCAUACGUGCGAUUGUGGUAAUGUUUGCACCAUUUUAAAUUAGCCGUUACAUAAAGUUUUAUAUAUGAAAAUGUGCGAAAUUUCAUGUAGAAUACAACAAAAAAUAAUUGAAGGUUGUAGCUUUUCUCAUUUUUGAAAUAUUUGCAUAUAAAUCACGAUAAAUAGAAAAAACCACGUUCGGUCAACUUUGACUCUACCGAAAUGGUCGAAAAACGCAAUUGUAAGCUAAAACUCUUACAGUCUAGUAAUAUUCAGUCAUUUAUCUUCAUCUUGAAACAAAUUCAAAGUCUCUAGCAAAAUAUUUAGAUUUAUGGUGAAUUUAAAAAAAAAUCUUUCCUUCCCUCCGUGCGCGGAUUCUCCGCCACAAAUCUCCGAAAUGCGUACGUCCCAUUCUCGGAAUAUUUGCUCCGUUUCAUAUUAGGGAUUUCAUAGAGUUUUAUAUAUGAAAAUGUGCGCAAUUGCAUGUAGAAUAAAACGAAAAAUAUUUGAAAGUUGUAGCUUUUCUUAUUUCCAAAAUAAUUGCAUAUAAAAAAUAUAUAUAUAAAAAAAUUUGACAUUCGGUCAACUUUAACUCGUCAGAUAUGGUCGAAAACUGCAAUUGUAAGCUAAUACUCUUACAGUAUAGUAAUAUUCAAUCAUUUGUCUUUAUUUUGAAAGAAAUUGGAAGUCUCUAGGACAAUAUUUAGAUUUAUGGUGAAUUUUUGAAAAAAAUAUUUGUUUACAUCCGCGCGUUACGAAUUCAUGCAUUAUUUUGUGAUAAUAUUUUCUCUGUGUUGCUUUUAUCGUUUUACAAUGUGUUAUAUACCAAAAUGAUUGCAAUUUAGUGUACAUUAAAACGAAAAAAAAUAACUUGUUACCUUUAACCGUUUUGCGCGAUUUGAAUACAAUUAUAUAUGAAAUUUCGUUUUUGCGCUAUCAUAUAUCGCAUUAUUUAUAUAUGAUAUUGAUAAAUUUUUUCAUUUCUGAUGGUUGCAUACUACACUUCAGCCAAUGACAAAAAAAGGAGCCAAAAUUGAACUCUUAAUCUUGAAAACUAAGCGCGCUGUGAUUUUUUGAAAAAAAUAUUUUUUCCGCUUCCGCGCUCACUCUGAAACACCUCCGGCACACGGGAGACAAUUUUUUUUUUACCGCUUCGGCGUAAGAGGGUUAACUAAAUGUUUAUAUUGUGUGUUUCUUUUUGUGAAUCAUAUGACUAUCAGUGAAAUUAUAACUUCAGCAAAAUCAUACGACUUCAGAGAAUACUGAUCAGUUGGUGUUUUUACAAAAGAUAUUGCAUCUUUUAUAAAUUAUCAGUUGGUGUUAUUACAAAAGAAAAUGUAUAAUCAGUUGAUGUUUUUACAAAAAAUAAUGUAUGUUUUAUAAAUUAAGUGGUAUAUACUACGAGAUUCCGAGCCUUUGUCCCAGUGUUUUUCAAGUAUAACUUUUUUUUGCGCAUUUGACAAAAGAUAUUGCUUAGCCACAGUAUACUUUACAUCCCUUCCUAAUUUUCAGCAGCAUUCUUUAUUACAGUGGACCCACUGUAUUCAUGUUCUCCAGAUUCACAGACUCACGCAUUUGCGAAUUUCUCUCUGGAACAUUUCCCCCCAUCUUCGCAGAAAAUUCACCUAUUCACUGUACUUUUAUACAAGAAAUAUCCACAAAUUCCUGUUUUUUUUAUCAAUUUCAUCAUAAAAUGCACUUCCUGAGAUAAAACUAUUAAAACAAAACCAUGUAUGAAAAUUUUUAGUGGGUUUCUCUUGAUUUUAACUAACAAAAUAGGAGGCUUUAUAUAUUUUUAUAGGGGUUCCAACUAUUCGCGGGGUGGUCCGGUAUGCAUCCCCCACGGAUACGGGGAACCAUGUACGUACUUAUAUUUGAAAAAAGUACAUUCAUAUGCAUAAAAUAAAGUAGCUGAAGCCAGUGGCGGAAAAAAGUAUAAUCAUAAGAGUAAAAUAAAGUAGCCAAAGCCAGUGACAGAACACUCUAAUGUAUGGGUUCAAAUUUAUACGUGACACAAUCAUAUGACAUCCCGACUCCUCUCACAAGGUGAUGUCAACAAACAGCUGUCUCUGAAAUACUGAAUGAAUAUUCGUACCUUGUUAAGGCUUCAAGAAUGGCGGCUAUGAUAAGUCAUUGUCCCCGUGGUUGCAGGACAGCUUUUGUGAUUCGACUUGCAAAAUCGUUUAGAAGUGAGGAGGCCCAUGGCAAACCACACGUAAGCUUGAACAGGUAAAUGAAUAAUAAGGGCCCUUUUCUGGGUAAGAAGUACAAUCAGACGUCCAAGAAUACCAAGUUUUCGUCAUUUGUUGACUUCCAUAAGGUGCAGAAAGAUAAUAUGCUCCAUAAAGCAAUAGUUGUUCAUUUCUUAGUAAAAUAUAACUUGCGGAACAACAUUAAAACUUGCUUUGCCAAAAUAAAAAAAAAUGUCAUGUCAUCACUGAAUGACCUCUAUAGGUUCCAGUGCUUGGCUUGAAGUCUAAAUUCUAUAAUCCAAUCUAAUCCUAUGCAGUUGUCUGUUUAUUAAAAUGAUCGUCACUGUCAUAUUAGGAAAAAUAUCAGUUACAACGAAUGCCAAAGUUUUCUUCACUUUAAUUGAUUUUUAAUUAUAUAAUUUUUUAAUGGAUAAAUAGUGAUAGAAAGUAAUUUCUCAGAUUACGUGUGGAAACCCUUUUUUUCAAGGAUUCUAGCGCUCGACCUCAUGGCAUAAAUCCUAUAUAAUACUACUACUACCACCACUACUACAAAGUGUAAACAAGGAAUAUUGGUUGUAUUUAAUUGUUGCCACUUACCCAUUGAGGAGGAGGCAAGUUAAUGAUGUCACAAGUUACGUCAUUAUAUCUUUGAAAGACAUUCCUUUUGAGUUUGCUGGCAAUGCCUACAAGAAGUCGGUGUUACUCUUAUAAUUACCAGAAUUAUGCAACUUUCGUAAUAAAGAAUACAUUCAAAAAUUAGGUAGGGAUGUAAGAUACCCUGUGACAAAGUGCCAUCUUUGUCAGGUAUGUUGAUAAAAUUUUAUUCCAGAAAAACAAUGGGACACCAGCUGUGAAUCUCAUAGUAACUUACUUUAUGUUAGAGAUAAAUAUACAGAAUUUCACACAAAUGCUUCUUCUCUAUGAUUUAACUUGAAAGCCUCCCAUUUAGCUUUGAAUCAAAACCAAAGUAUAAGUACAAUAAAACAUCAUACCUACUGUAGAGCACUGUUUUAAAACUUACAAAAAACCCUAACAUUUAUAAUAUUUAAGAAUAUAUUUUCAUAUCCUAAAAUAAAAGCUCGUAAGAAAGGACUUUGGUAAAACACUUCUAAAAUAUUCUGUAUUAAUAAAACCAGUAGAGAAAAUUUUACUGUAACUCAAUUUCUUGUUCCUUUCUGUAAUUAUAAAAUAGAAUGCAGUUAUUCAACAUCCCUCUAAGUAAAAUGACAUAGCUGGCAAUUUUUAUCAUAAUGUUUAGUCAAUAAGGAAAAGGUAUCAUGAAUAUAGUAGUACAUAUAUAACAGCAAUUUCUAUUUAUAUAGAGUUUGGAGCUGGCAGAGGAAGAAGAAGGUAAACUAUGGAUAUGAUAGUAGUGGGCCCACUAUAAUUCCAAGUUUAUACUAUAAUUAUCUAAUUUCUUUUUAUUUAAGCCAUCACCACUAAUUGCAUUGUCUCUCAUUGGUUAUCACUAAAUUCCCACCACAUCUGCUUUAUCCUUUAUUUUCUAAUGACAUUUGCCUUCUUAUAAUGUGUAGAUCACUUCAGACCCUUAGGUAUGGAAAAUUAAACACAUCUACUAACUGUUGGUGCCGUACUCACUAUUCAAAGUAAAGCAACAGCAUUAUUUGGUCUAUUUCCCUUGUGACUGACUAAAUUCUGAUUUGUCUGGUAUCUUACUAGUUAGGUCAAAUCCAAAAAAGGGAUUAGUCUUAUAAUUUGUUUCCCACAGAUUGCCAAUUUAUAUUGUGCAGAUCACUUUAAAGCCUUUGGGAAGGUGAAUCAAAUACAACUAUUUCGCUGGGGAAGGGGGUGAAGUAUAACCAUAAGAUAUGGAUGCAGUUCCCACUUUGAUCCCAAGUAGUAUAUGCAGUAACACCCUAUUUCCUUUCCUUAUAUGUUUUUCAGACCCAUGGAUUACAGGUACUGUAUAUUUCCACGUAUAAGACGACCUUUAAAUCCUAAAAUUCUCCCCUAAAAAUUGGGGGUCGUCUUAUACUGUAAUAUUAAAGAUCAAACCUUGUAUUCCAAGACGCAUAUCUGUAGGCUAGCCUUGGCCUCGGUGCUGUAGCCUAACCAUCAACAUACAUAAAGAUACACUUUGUGAAAUAAAAUGAUAGUAAAGGUAAUAACACCAUUUUACCAUAUAUAUUAUUGGCAUAUCUUCAUAAAAAAUAGCCUAAUUGAGAAAUAAUUCAAAAUCAAUGAAAGAAACUUUUAUGUACUGUAUAUGAUCCCAGGUGAGAAAAUGUAAACAUCAGGUUGCGGUUGCGCUGACAGCAACCUUUAUAUUUCGGAAACCUUUAAGAAAUUUCAAUGGUAGUGUAAUUACAGUAGUAAUAACAUUUAUGAUAACAUAAUAUUCAUUUUUCAUUAAAGGUUUCUCAUAUAUAUAUCACAAGAUUGAUCACAUGUACCACCAUCUUAGGGAUUCCAGUCUGGUUCUGGUGAGUCGACUUCGGCUUCGUCAUCGAUAUCAAAAUCGUCUUCGGUACUGUUCAUAGCAUUUUUAAAAUGAUUUUAUGACACUAUAUUUUCACGUUCUCCCUGUGCUUUUAUGACAAACACAACGAACAUCAAGUGAGGCAGCAUGCAAAGCUGUUUAUAAUUUAAAAUUGUAACUGAUUUGAACAAUUCAGGUAUUUGAACAAUGAUUGUGAACGAUAAUUAUCGUUCAUUAUUGUAUUAUUAUUAUUAGCUGUUGUUUGAGAAUGACAACAAAAUGUAAACAAAAUAAUGGUUUCCCUUUUAGGCGACCGUCUGUAUGAU